CUCAAACCCUGCCAACUGUGUAUCGAGCGCAAACCGCUGUUCCUGGAGAGCUCGCGCAGCUUACUUCGCCGACGUACGCGACAGACAGCAAUGUGGUGAUCUCUCGCUGGAAGCUCCUGAGAUCUCCGUGACUUACGCCUCACACGAUGGCGAUCACAUCAAUACAGUCUAUUCUCCCUGCUCGGUUCUCAAUCAAUUCAUCCGAGCAGGGGGCCGCCAAGCCGCCUCCCAAAAUCUUUAAUGUCUACGAACGUCCGUUCAAAGGCUAUCAGCCUCCGCAGCCCGAUGGUUACGAACAGAGCAGAUCCAGGCCCGAUACGAGCGCUAUAGUCAUCGAUAAUGGUUCUCAUCUCGUCAAAGCCGGCUGGUCGUUUGACAAGAAUCCCCGGUUUAUACUGCCCCCUGUGAUGAGCCGAUACCGAGACCGGAAAUUGAACAAGGCUUGCCAGUUCAUCGGACACGAUGCCUACGUCGAUGCGACUACGCGCGGACAGCUCCGAUAUGCCUUCGAUCCCGGUACUAGCGUGGUGGGAAACUGGGACGUAAUGGAAGGAGUAUUGGACUAUCUUUUUAUCAAGCUCGGUGUGGACGGGGCCAAUGGAGGCGUUGACAGGCCCAUUGUUAUGACGGAGCCUAUCGCAAACCCAAACUACCCGAGAAAAAGUGAGAAGACUGCAUGCGAGGUGAAGCUGGUGCUGACGUCUAUAGUGAUGAACGAAAUCCUGUUCGAAUGUUACUCCGCCCCGUCCGUUGCCUACGGAAUCGACUCGCUGUUUUCGUACCGAUAUAACCGCGGAACAGACGGUCUUAUAGUUGACUCCUCGCAUACAUCCACGCAUGUUAUCCCGGUGCUCAAUUCGAAGGCUUUACUUUCCAAUUGCUCGCGCCUGAAUUUCGGUGGCAUGCACGCUUCGGAGUAUCUGUUAAAGCUUAUGCGCCUCAAAUACCCGACUUUCCCGGGGAAGAUGACGGAGCAUCAGAUGGAAGACUUAAUGCAUAACCAUUGUUAUGUAUCAAAAGACUACGAUCGGGAAUUGAGUGGGUACCUGGAUUGGACCGGAUUGGAAGACCGUGAUCAUGUUAUCCAGUAUCCAUUUACAGAGCACAUCGUACCGGAGAAAACAGAGGAGGAACUUGCGCGAAUCGCAGAGAGGAAGAAAGAGAGCGGGCGACGGCUGCAAGAACAAGCUGCGAAGAUGCGACUCGAAAAGUUGAUGAAAAAGGAGCAAGAACUGGAGUACUACAAGGACCUACAGCGUGGUCUCCAGUCUGAGACGAAAAAGGAGAAGACACGCAUUCUAGAUGCCGAGGACCUGAAAGACGAAGCACAUCUAGAGCGGCUAAUUCGGGAUCUUGAGCGCUCAAUUAAGAGAUCGAGAAACAAAGACCUAGGAAAUGAAGAGCAGGAAGAAGCAUCGGAGGAGAUGUCGUUCCCAUUACUGGAUGUGCCAGACGAAGAGCUAGACGAGGCUGGGUUGAAGGAGAAGCGUCAUCAGCGACUUAUGAAAUCCAAUGUCGACGCACGGCAACGUGCUAAGGAAGAGAAGGAGCGGGAACAAGCGCGAAAGGAUGAAGAACUCCGGCUUGAUCGCGAGAAGCGGGAGAACGACCCUGAGGGCUGGGUCGCUGAACGGAGAGCACAGCGCCAGAACCUCCUUCAACGGAUCAAGGAACGCGACCGCAUGAAAGCCGAUCUAGGCAACCGCAAGUCAUUAGCAAGCCAGAUGCGCAUGAAGACUCUCGCCAACCUCGCAGCGGACGGCCCUAAAAAGCGACGAAGAGGAGGUGAUGAUGAUGAUUUCGGCGCCAACGAUGAAGAUUGGGGUGUUUACCGUACAGUGGCUACUGGCGAGCAGAGCGACGACGACGAAGAGGAGGAUCUCAGUGGAAUGCUUGACAGCGUCGAAAGGGAGUUGCUUGAAUACGACCCGGAGUUCACCGAGAACCACACCCUAGCUGCUCAAUCGGACUGGACAAAGAGUCUGAUUCACGUGUUUUUGCGUGGUCCCUGGCCGUUUGACCCGGAAAGCCAGCGCGAGGCCCACCAAAUACACCUGAAUGUGGAGCGAAUCCGAGUACCCGAAGUAGUCUUCAAGCCUUCUAUUGCCGGAAUUGACCAGGCAGGCAUAGUGGAGAUCGCCGCCGACAUUGUCAAUCAGCGCUUUUCGAAUCCGGAGGAACAGGCGAGAUUACUGCGCGAUGUCUUUUUGACUGGCGGCAACACUCUGUUUCAAAAUUUUGAUGAACGGUUCCGAAACGACUUCCGGGCAUGCCUCCCUCUCGAGGCACAGUUGACCGUCCGUCGUGCCUCGGAUCCAAUCUUGGACGCCUGGAAGGGAGCAGCGCAAUGGGCCUCUGGAUCGGGGCUGGCCAAGUCAUCUAUUUCGCGCGAGGAGUACCUGGAAAAGGGCAGUGAAUAUCUCAAGGAACACGAUUUGGGCAACGUUACGUCGUGGUGAUGGAAGGGGCACAGGCGUAGCUUGGAGUCGGGCGUCGGGCCAGUUGCUUAGUUGCUUAGUUAGACUAGGAUAUAAUUAUUCCAGAUUGGCAUUUGCACUCAAAUCUGCAUUUGCA
Aspergillus nidulans FGSC A4 is the source of this 2574-nucleotide messenger RNA. Its product is annotated as actin-related protein ARP5. Gene Ontology annotation, cellular component: nucleus; Ino80 complex. Gene Ontology annotation, molecular function: nucleosome binding; non-sequence-specific DNA binding, bending; enzyme regulator activity. NCBI's taxonomy places the organism in Eukaryota, Fungi, Ascomycota, Eurotiomycetes, Eurotiales, Aspergillaceae. Bases 147 to 2459 code for a protein of 770 amino acids. Gene Ontology annotation, biological process: chromatin remodeling. The record is from RefSeq and is a predicted model, not a curated record. The transcript has 4 exons.